Mizuhopecten yessoensis (Yesso scallop) is the source of this 11103-nucleotide messenger RNA. RefSeq names its product serine/threonine-protein phosphatase 6 regulatory ankyrin repeat subunit A-like. NCBI's taxonomy places the organism in Eukaryota, Metazoa, Mollusca, Bivalvia, Pectinida, Pectinidae. The transcript is spliced from 29 exons. The record is from RefSeq and is a predicted model, not a curated record. Gene Ontology annotation, cellular component: cytoplasm. The coding region runs from base 123 to 3284 and encodes 1053 amino acids. Gene Ontology annotation, molecular function: protein binding.
CCUAUCGUAACUGCGGAAUGCUACAAAUAUGGCGGCUAAGGGGUGAACCUGUUUCCUGUUGAGCUUGAAAAGUUUGACUGGCACACCGUCUGCCAAUUUAAUGCAGAAGAUAUAGAGUGCAAAUGAAGUUGGGAACUUUAGUACUACAACAGCUCGAAGAUGAGUCUCCUAUGGUACAAGCCUGUUUCCAUGGAGACCCAGACGAGGUUCGAGCCCUUCUUUACAAAAAAGAAGAUGUCAAUUACCAGGACACAGAGAAGCGGAGUCCUCUCCACGCCGCGGCUUACUGCGGGGAGGCAGAGAUUGCUGACCUUCUCAUUAUGAGUGGAGCCCGAGUCAACACCAAGGACAAUAAGUGGCUCACACCACUCCACAGGGCAUGCUCCUCUAAAAGUGACGAGACUGUGGAGACACUGCUUCGUCACUCAGCAGAUGUGAAUGCCCGGGAUAAGAACUGGCAGACACCGCUACACAUUGCUGCUGCCAACAAUGCUGUAAGAUGUGCGGAGUACCUAGCUCCACUACUUACCAAUGUUAAUGUUUCCGACCGGGCAGGACGGACGAGUCUCCACCAUGCCUGCUUCAAUGGCCACAAGGAGAUGACCAAACUUCUCCUUGAGAAGGGAGCCACCAUUAAUGCGUUUGACAAGAAGGACCGGCGUGCUGUCCACUGGGCAGCCUACAUGGGCCACACAGAGGUGGUCAGUCUACUGGUGGAGAAAGGGGCAGAACUCAACUGUAGGGACAAACAGAUGUACACGCCUCUACAUGCUUCAUCAGCCAGCGGUCAAGUCAGUGUUGUCAAGCUUCUGUUGGAACUGGGUGUGGAAGUGGACGCUGUAAAUAUCCAUGGCAACACAGCCCUCCACAUAGCCUGUCUCAAUGGCCAAGAUGUGGUGGUCAGUGAGCUGUUGAGCUAUGGUGCAUCUAUCAAUGCAGUCAACAAUAGGGGGAUGACACCACUGCACUAUGCAGCCUCUUCCACACACGGCGGAAUUUGUCUCGAAAUCCUGGUGACAGAGGGCGCAAGUACAAAACUGCAGUGCAUUGAGGGACGUACCCCACUCCAUAUGACAGCGUUGCAUGGUAGAUUCACUCGAGCACAGACACUAAUUGAGCAUGGAUUAAACUAUUGCACAGGAGCAGAAAUCGAUGUUUGUGAUAAGAUGGGUAACACACCUUUACAUAUUGCGGCACGCUAUGGGCAUGAACUUCACAUUAACACCUUACUAGAGAAUGGAGCUGAUCCUCUCAGACGAGGGACAAGUGGGAUGCUGCCAGUUCACGUGGCUGCUGUCAAUGGCUAUGUUGACUGUCUCAAGAAGUUACUCUCGGCGAUGGAGAACCUGGACAUCGACGUGACUGAUGACUAUGGCCGGAGUUGUCUACAUGGGGCAGCAUGUAGUGGACGAGUUGAGUGUGUUGAUCUCUUAUUAAAGAUGGGAGGUAAAUUGGGAAUGCUGGACUCGGAGGGCAGGACAGCGCUGCACUAUGCAGCGGCCCACUGCCACUACCACUGUGUCCAUGCCCUACUGGACGCCCGCAGUAACGUCAACAUCACUGACCGACAGGGCUGCACACCUCUGCACUACGCAGCAGCCUCAGACUCUGAUGCAAACUCGACUGUCUCUUACAGAGUGGUGGAGCUGUUGUUGAAACAUGACGCCCGCCCAGGUAUCCGUGACAACAGUGGCUUCAAUACUGUACACUACGCGGCUCUUAAGGGCCACAAGUUGGCGUUGGAAAUGUUAUUGGAUGCUGCAGCCACAGAUUUACUCAGAAGUGGAGCAAUGUACUCUCCCGCCCACUUAGCGGCUUAUAAUGGUCACAACGAAGCCCUCCAUGUUUUACUUGGCUGUAUCAUGAACCUAGAUAUACGGGAUCACAAUGGCCGUACAAUGCUGGACCUGGCUUGUUACCAGGGUCACCAUGAGUGUGUGGAAACACUGUUACUACAGGGAGCUACAAUCCUGGUCCAGGACAACCUCAACCGUCGUACGCCACUCCACGCCGCAGCAUGUAAUGGCCACACAGAAUGUCUACGACUUCUCAUGGAAACAGCAGAGGACAACAACAUUGUAGAUUGUAUAGACUCUAAUGAGAGAACACCACUGAUGAUGGCUGUAGCCAAUGGCCAUGUGGACACAGUAUUAUACCUCAUAGCUAACGGUGCCUUCGUGAAUAGUAAAGAUAAUCAGGGUCGAACAGCUCUACACAGAGGAGCGGCCAAUGGUCAUGGGGAGUGUGUGGAUGCUUUACUUCACAAUGGGGCCGACAUCUCCAUACAGGACACAUGUGGACGAACAGCUCUACACCUUGCCGCAGCGUGUGGUCAAGUUGGGCAGCUCGGCUCACUCAUGCUGGUCAGUAUACAAAAGUUAUUGCCGAUGGGACCAGUAGAUCAGUUAGAAGAUGCCAAAGCGUUUACCCCACUCCAUAUGGCUUGUUAUAAUGGUCAUGACAGCUGUGUGGAAGUUAUGUUAGAAGAUGAAACUCAUAAAAAAUUUACAGGGAACCCAUUCUCCCCCUUACAUUGUGCUGUGAUAAAUGGAAAUGACACUUGUACUGAAUUGUUAAUAGAUACAUUAGGAAACAGUAUAGUAAAUUUAGAAGAUUCGAAGGGCAGGACCCCAAACCAUGCAGCAGCAUUCAGUGACCAGUGUGAGUCUAUGCAACUCCUCCUCACCCAUGGCGCCAAGGUUAACCACUGUGAUAGUACGGGCAGGUGUCCAAUAAUGCUCGCCUCCUACAACGGUCAUAUAGGAGCCGUCGAUUUAUUAUUAGAAAAUGGAGCAGAUCUGAAUUUUUGUGACAAAGAUAAAAACACAGCUUUACACUAUGCCUGUAUGAGUGGUCAUGAGAGUGUAUCAUUAUUACUACUGGAUAAGAUUACAGAACAUGCAACAAUUAAUAUGGCCAAUAAUGAAUUAAAAACCCCUCUACACAUAGCAGCCAAGUACGGCCUGGUCCCCGUCGUCCACAGUCUCAUAGAGAAGGGGGCCAGUGUUUUCGCGCUGGACGAAAACGGCCACUCCCCUGCCCUGGCAUGUGCCCCUAACAACAGGGUGGCUGACUGUCUAACUAUCAUCCUAGCACACAUGAUUCCUCAAACCCCCAACAGUACAAUACAGCGCUCCAAGCUGGACAACACACCCUCAGGAUUUGGAGCCACCCGUACUUUGGAGACCCCUGACAACACAGGAUCAGGAAGUCCAGGAGGCAGUGUUCAGGAUGCCAAGGAACACUCGGGCUCCUAUCAAAGUUCUGACUCAGAAUUCUAUUGAUCAAAGUAACUUUCAUCCUGCCAAUAAUAAUGAAUAUAUUGUGACUCUGCCAGUAUUGUGAAUAAAUGGCACUGAUCCAGUCAGGUUCACAACUGAAAACUGAUGUGAUCUAGCCAAGACCUUAAUGUCAAAGUAAGAUACCUACAGUUGGUAACAUAAUGCAUUACCCAGUAUUACUGGUAGACCUGUCAAAUAUGUUCCUACUGAACAAAGGUUGAGUCAUAGUGUCAUGUGAUUAGUCAAUGGUUUGUAUUUCAGUCUGAAAAAGUGUGAGACAGAAAUUUGUUGAUUUUAGUAGAUAUUGAAAACACAGAAUAGAGACGUGGUAUGCAAUUAGAAACCAUGACAGCGACAGAGGUAGUAUGUUUAGAGGUUGUCUGCAGUGUAGUAUCGUGAGUUUAUCCAUCAACCCAUUGAGGUAGGUCAGUAUAUAUGCGGAUUAUUGAAUUGAGUUCUUCCAAAUUUGUCUGCAGGGAACAAAUGUUUUAUGUGGACCACCUGUCCUGGAAUCCCGUGUGGGACAGACAUUUCCGGAUAUCUCAUCCCGUGUGGGACAGACAUUUCCGGAUAUCUCAUCCCGUGUGGGACAGACAUUUCCGGAUAUCUCAUCCCGUGUGGGACAGACAUUUCCGGAUAUCUCAUCCCGUGUGGGACAGACAUUUCCGGAUAUCUCAUCCUGAUAGUUUGUAAUGUGCGGAUGGUCAUUUUUUUACUAAUCACUUUUUUUUAUCAUUGUUGAACUUAUGGAAUUUUUCUCUGUUGAAUUAACUUUUGAGUGAUUUUUUUCUGUUAUGUCUUAGUUUUAUGUCAGUUUGCAGACGAUGGCCAAACGUCAAAAUAUCUUUGUGAGUAUAGUGUCCAGCAGGUCACGUAGUAACGAGAUAAAGUUUGAUAAAAUGGCUGCGCGGAAACCUGGUACAUGUCACCAUAACAUGUCCACCCUUGGCAGAUUGUUUUCCUCUGUUGUAUAAGAAUAAGGGAGGAUUAAACUUAUUUGUUAGUUAAUUCAUCUGUCACUCACUGCUUAAAUUUCUAAAUGAGAACACCCCUAAAUAUGAUUAAGAUUACCAAAUGUAUUUGAUUUACUGUUGACAUGGUAAUGAAUUAAAAUUCUUGUAAUGUGAAAUUUUAAAAAGAGAGUGAUUGAUGUGUACAUGAGUCAUUUCUUCAGUUCUGAUUGGAUGGUGGUUUCUAGGCAACAGCUCUUAAAUGAUGAUAAAUUGUGACCAAAUAUUAGAAUUAGCUAUAAAAUAGCAUUACUCAUGUCAGAUUUAGUACAGAGAGUGAGGAUUAAGAUUAUGUGCACUUUAUCAGUAGUGAAUGUCUGUCAAGGGAUAUAAAUUCCAUGAAUUUGAUAUUUCUUUUCCAAUUAAUACAUUGGUAGAAGUACUUUCAGGGAUAACAUAAUAAAACUCAGUAGGAAACAUAGAAUACAUUUGUAUUUUUCUAACAGAUGUACUGGUACUUUCCACAACUUUUUGGUAGAACAAACGAUUUAUAAAAUGUAUGUGCCAUUUUGAUCUAACAAACUCAUUGAAGUUUAUGAAUGAAUUUGUUCAUAAUGUUUAAUGACUAGGAUUUAGAAGUCUGAUACAACAUAAAACAGUUAUAAUGACCCGACACGUUAACCCUUUCACAUCUGUAGACCAUAAUGGACUCAUCCAGAUCAAUGUAUGGUAGAGUCUACUAAAGUUACAUAGGGGUGAAAGGGUUAAGUAAGCUGUGACUCAGCAAUAUUUUAGAGGCUUCACCUUCAUUAACACUCUGAUAUACCCAAGUGCUAAAUGUGACAUUUGCAUUGAUGAAAUCAAACAAGAUAUAUCCAAGAUAUAUACAUAUAUGACAGACAUGUGCUUGAUAUAAAUAUGCUAGUUGUUAGUUAAAACGUUUAGAUGAAUAAAAAAAACCUGACAUUUGCUGAAGUAAUUUAUGAUUUUUAUAAAGAUUUCUUUAUCAGCACAGAUAAUUUAUCAGUUUCAAACUCAUUACGUAUAAAUAUUUAUAGUACAUUAAUCAAAAAUGUUUGUAGAUAUAGCUGUAACGCAAGUAACUAUAACUAGGUUACCAGGGCCACAUUCAUUUAUCGCGAUCAAAAAAGUUGAACAGGUUGGACCAGAGUUGUUUGUUUAUAAAAUAAGGUCGGGCCUAGUAAUCUGAUACUGCCUUCAGGCGAGCCUUGCAAUGCCUGCAUAAACAUUUGCAGAUCCGCAAGGAGUUGUACCCGAAAAUGUUGCAUUAAAGAACAGACAAACCGGUUAAACUGGAUAUGCGAAAGGGGCCCUGGUGUACCAGAUACACUAUAUGUCAUGGUGAGAAGCUGUGUGUUAGUGUUUUCAAUCAAAUAUAAUUUACCUUCAGCUGUGAAAACAAACUGUAUGACUAAGAAUCAACUACAGUACUGUGAUCAUCUCUCCACCAGAACAGAUUCUGUUUAGACCAAGUAGACAGACUAACAAUAGACAAACACAAACUUGUCAUUUAUAUAACAAUGGAAAAGGCCUAGACGUUUCCUACCUAAUACUACAGCCGUAAGAAAUUCAAAAGAAGAUAUACAUAGAAAGGUUUGAUAAGUUGACAUUGACUAAGUAAUUCCUGACUUCUGUAGAGUUCCCUAGACACUUGAUAUAUGUUUUAUUCUAGAGUGUUUGUUGUCCACCAUUACCUCUGUUAGACACAGUAAUAAAUUUGAGCUUGAUCAAAAUAUGAUCAGGAAUAUGUAACUGUAUUAAAGAAGAGUCGUUGUACAAAUUCUCUAUGUGUAUCUAUAGUUGUAACCAGGUUCAUUAACCAAUUAGGACAUUUUUAAUUAAAUCAUACUACCUAUAGCAUAAUCUUGUAUAGCCCCAUUAGUAUGGAAUUGAAUAACUAAUAUCACAAGAAACAUUGGUAAAAGGUUUAACCUUUAUAGAAAUACUGUGAUUUGUCUGUGUUUUAAUUAACUUUCGUUUUUAUCAGGUAUUUAGUGUUAACAUGCUAACAUCCUAAAACAAAAUAUGUGCAAAAAUGGAAGUGUGAACUACAAGAAUUUAACCCCAACAAAGUGUUCACCUUCUGACCAUUUAAAAACUUCUACCCAAUAUUGAAUUUCUCCCAGUACUGCUAAGUAUUGAUAUAUUAUUUUUUGUCCCAUGCCUAAAUUACUCUCUCGAACAAAGGCAGAAAGAGCAACAAUGAUAAAACGGGAUAAAAACUCCAUUUUAUAGAGAUUUCAGGUCACAUGUGACCAGAAAAAUUAGGAGUGUCUUUGUUAUUUCAGUUAUCAUAUAAAUCUACCUGAUACAAAUAUACUGGCAUUAUGAAUUACAUAUUAUGUGCAUGUACUUAAUUGUUCGGGGAUCAUUUAUAGGUGUUUUUUCUUUAACAUUUAUGUGUAUUAUAGUGUUGGAACCAAGGGAACAAUAGGCUGUUUUCUUCAAGUGUUUUGUAUGAAAUGGUUAUGUGAUUGAUCCAGAGCAGUUGUUAACUAUUGUCUACUUCGUCACCUAAGUGAUAUAAGCUGUUUUCGUGAGUGAAUGUAUUUCAAUCGUUUUCAAAAUGAAAUUCUUUUAUAACCAAUCAAAUUGAGUAUUAUUUCAGGUUUGACGGCUGGUGAUCAGAUAAUUAGCUUGAUAUCCAGACAAAAGUACAUGUAGUAUUCCAUUUGUGACAAGCGAAUUGGUUUGCAUACUAUGUUAGUUUUUGUUCUUCAUUGUUAUUUUGAUUUGAUUAUUUAUUUCUAAUUUUGUACAUAUAAUGUUAUAUUAUUGAAAUGUUAGACUAACGGCUUCAUGAGGUAUACGUGUCCCGGUAAAUGUUUCUGAUGUUAAAUGCCCGAUACAGACUUGUUGGGAACUUGAUUUUUGUUAUUUCUAUACUCAACAUUAAAGUGUGUUGAGUAAUAAGUUUAUUAUAUGUUUGGUACAGUAUUUGAUGACACUCUGAAAACACCUUCAGUGUUGAUAAGGUUAGGAUUUUGAAAAUUUUGAACUACCUCAAAUUUUAGUUCGUGUUUAUUAAUUCAAUAUAUUUUUCAACAUUCGUCAAAGUAGGAUACUUUUUAUGAGUCUGAAGCUUGAAGUGCUAGUUAUUUUAGUCAAGUUAUGAUAGAAUUGAAGUUCUACAUAUUCCAUUAUAUAUUGCCAGAAGGGCAUGUGAGCUUAUACGCCAUGUUGCACAGUCCAUCAGUCUGUCACCUUAACAUUUAACAAAAAGUACUGUUCCAGAAUAGCUGAUGAAUCUUUACUUAAAGAACAUCCUUUGGGCAACUCAACAUUUUACGAUUAUAGGGAUUAGUCUUAAUGUAAUAUUAAAGGAUUUUUCGAUUGGGAAGACUCCAGUUGAGUAAAAAUGUAGGGCGUGGUUCCCAUGGGGCAGAGAAGUCCAACAGAAGUAAAUAUUUAAAACACCCCUUUUAAAAUGAAAAGUUGAUGGAUAUAUUUAAACCUAAUUUGAUAGAGAGCUUCCUUGGGCUAUGUUACUAGUUAGGCAGUGUAGGGAGUAGGGACCUUUUAGUAAAAAAGAAGGAAAAAAUUAAAGUUAAAUUUUUUUUUUGAAUAAUUCCCUAGACAGGAUUUGAGGCUAUAUAAGAAUAAGGGUAAAUAUUUCAAGACAUACAAUGCAGAGUCUCUGCUUCUUCUCAACUUUAACAUAUUGCUCUUUUGACAUACAUGUAUAAUAUUCCACCCAAUGUAGGUUAAGACCAGGUGAACUGUUUAGGCUGCUGGGUGUCUGGUUGCUUAAACAGAUGUUAUCGUAUGUUUCUAUUUGUGCUGGUACGUGUUGCUUAAACAGAUGGUAUCGUAUGUUUCUAUUUGUGCUGGUACGUGUCUACAGAAGAUGUACUGAUAUUUCAGUGUUUAUACUGAAUGAAAUGUCUGUUUCAAUGAAAUAUCUGUCUGUAUGAAAGUUUAGAUUUAAGAUCAUACCAAAAUUCAAAUUUCAAGUGUCAGAAAUGAUCAGUCAUUGAAAAAGAUUCAAAAACAUACAUGUUCGUGUCCAAGAGAGGUUAAUCUUAAACCAGAUUUGUGUUUUGUUAAUACCACCAUUCACCAUAACUUCACUAUUUUUGCUUGAUAGCAAUAUCAGAAUGUUGAGGCUCACAUCAUCAUUUCCAAAUCCAAUAGUUUUCAGAGAUGUGACCUUAUUGAGGGUAAAGGAAUCUCAAACGUCAUGUCUCUGGGUCAGAGUGUGUGAUAUAAGAUCUCUCUCCACCACGAUAUUUCAGUAUUAUCCAUAAAAAGGAGAUCCUAUUGGCAGAGACAGCCUGUACACAUAUUGGAAUCUAGACCUGAUUCAGGCAGCAUUAAUACUAGUAGGAUAGGAGUAGGAUUCUGUCACAUCAUCAGUAGGAUAUUAUUCAAUAGCAAUGUAUGGAACGAAGGACCAAUAUGGAGCUUUACCGUUGUCAGGACACAAGUAUAUAUUUUUUUUAUGACGUGUAUAAUCUGUAUUCAGUUUCCUUAACCGAGGUUCAUUGCCACCCAUUGAUUGUAUCACCAUCAAGGUAACUUUUCAUUAAGCUUUCUGUGAGGAAAGUUACAAUAGUAUUUUAUACAUUUUUCAGUGUGUACUUAUUUUCAUAAGCUUCAAUCUCUUUUUGAACUCUUUGCUAACAUCAGGAACUAAACAGAAGUAAUUCAUGAUAUUUAGAUUUUCUGUAAUACAAGGGAGACAUUUGUUUCCAUAUUACGAAACCUUUUGGUUGGCAGAGUAUAUUUGAAUAAUGAAUGCCCCCAUUUUCCAUUUAAGUCCCUCUUAAUGCUCAAAUUGAUGGAUAAAUGGAGUUCUUUUUAAAUAUUUAUGUAAAGAAAGCUGUAAAAGUAUUCUAAAGAAAAUUGUAUUCAGACGUGAUUUAUUAUUAACAAAAAAUGGUUGAUACAUGUUAAACGUAUUUAUAAAUAUACAGGAUUUUGUUUUCAUGUGAAACAAAACGUACACAAAUCGGUUUUAGAAUGCUACUUAAUGGUAUGUCAUAAAUCACUAUGUAUUACCUAUGUUACUGUGUAAUCAGACAUGCUUAUAUCCCAUUUCAACUAAUAACCAAAAAGUUCUAUUCUUUUCUGUCUCAUUAUUUAAACUUAUCUAUUGUUGUCGACUUGCCCUUAUGUGACUGAUAUUAAAGAAAACUUGUCAAUAGUGCACUUCUAUAAAUGCUAGACACACCUUUGUACAUGCAUAUAUCUAUCUAUAUAGCUUCAAUCUUAUGAAGAAUCUGUGUAUCGUUUAGACAUGCACGCUAAAAACAUCAACAACAGUGUAUAUACAUAUACAACAAUGGAUAUAUAUCUUCUUGACUCCCCUUCGUGAACACUAGAGAAGAGGAAAAAAAGAAAGAAGGCUAUAUUUGUAUAGUAAGGACAAGGUGACCAGCUAACAAGUUACCCAGGGUAUAAGGUUCCUCAUUUUGUUUUGGCAUAUAUGUAGAAACUGGGUCACACUGAUGUCACAUUUACGACAGUUGUCACUAUGUUUGAGUCCUACUAUUAUCAAGAAGGUAUUUGAAUGAGCACAUUAUAGUUAUAAAUGUAUUAAUUGUUAGAUAAAGUUAUUUCAAGUCACAAAUCAUUACAAAAAUGAAACCGUCUGAGCGUUUUACAUAGUCAUCAUAAAAACAUGCUCAAAGAGCCUCUCAUAUAACUUCAGAAAUAUGAAAACUCAUGAAAUAUGGUUACCUGUUUUCUUCCCUUCCCUAAUCUGAUCUUUGUUUAACCACAUUUUAUUGUAAUGCUUGUUUUUAAGUGUCAAGGUAAGCACUAGGAGUAAGAUAUUUUUAAAGAAAACAAAUUCUGUAUUUCUGUAAAUUUGUUUGCUAUAAUUAUUUAUAACAGAUUUUGGUAGAGUUUUGGUUUCGGUCACAUGGUCUCAAAGCCAGAGUGAGUCUGUGUCUUGGUACAGCAGCCGUCCUCUAUAUACAAAAGUUCAGUAAACUUCAUCAUCUGGUAUCACUCGUUAUAGAUAGGAGAAAGGUAACUAAAAUUUAAACAAGUUGCAUGGCCUAUUUGAUUGUACCAACAGCAAAUUUACAUUAAGUAUUAGCGUAGUUCUUUGAAAGGAAAACAUGUCCUAACUUCAUAUUCCAAGGGUUUAGAUUGAACUUCAUCAAAGGAGAUAAUCCAGCGUUUAAUCGUAGUAAAAACUAUUGUGUAUUGAAAUAUUUUAUUUUUUCUGGUCAUAUAUACUUAUAUCGAUGAGCGAACUGGCCCUACCGGUAUUUUGUUUUCAUGAAGGAAUAUAUUGAUCAAGAUAUAAUAUAUAUUAUAUAUACCGGUAUCAUUAAUUGUUUAGUUUGUUUUGGCCAUAAUUAGACAUCAAAGAGUUUGGUAUGCAAGUUAGAUAAACAAUGGACCCUGGACUGUAAACACGAGGACUAACACUCUGCUGUGGAUCAAAAGAGUCGUUCACAAAGUUAUUUUUCAAUGGCAAUUUAAAGUUGUUCAAGCUCCCGAUUCAGUUUGUCUGAAGAUUUCUCGCGGGAAGUUGAAAUUGAAACAGUAAACAACUUCUGCUUGACCUUUUAAUUUGUAUUUCUGUUUAAUUCAGCAUGUUGUAAGUUUUUAGAUGUAAGAAUUCUGGAAGCCACAUCAUUUUAAUCAUCUAUUAGAACUGCAUAGUGCAUGACAAUAAUGUGGACAAGCUAUGGGUGACAUUAUUGAGCGCCACGGCCGAGUGUUAGAGUCUCUGACGGUAAUAUUGUUAUGUAUAGUGUAAUACAGUCUAAUAUCGUUACAGAGCGAGUGGGAAGUAGUGAGUAUCCAGAGAAAAUGGUUUUUCAUAAAUAAUUCUAGAAAUUGUAUAUUUCUAUAUCAUGUGUUUAAGACCAGUAAAAUGGUUGAAAUGUAAA